AUGCACACGAAGAAGAGCCUCCCAAAGACCAAGAGAAAAGGAAAGAAAGCAGGUGGAGUUUCAGAAGGAGAAGAGCCUUCCAAAGACCAAGAGGUGGAAUUGCAGACGAAGAAGAGCCUCCCAAAGACCAAGAGAAAAGGAAAGAAAGCAGGUGGAGUUUCAGAAGGAGAAGAGCCUUCCAAAGACCAAGAGGUGGAAUUGCAGACGAAGAAGAGCCUCCCAAAGACCAAGAGAAAAGGAAAGAAAGCAGGUGGAGUUUCAGAAGGAGAAGAGCCUUCCAAAGACCAAGAGGUUGAAUUGCAGACGAAGAAGAGCCUCCCAAAGACAAAGAGAAAAGAAAAGAAAGCAGGUGGAGUUUCAGAAGGAGAAGAGCCUUCCAAAGACCAAGAGGUGGAAUUGCAGACGAAGAAGAGCCUCCCAAAGACCAAGAGAAAAGGAAAGAAAGCAGGUGGAGUUUCAGAAGGAGAAGAGCCUUCCAAAGACCAAGAGGUGGAAUUGCAGACGAAGAAGAGCCUCCCAAAGACCAAGAGAAAAGGAAAGAAAGCAGGUGGAGUUUCAGAAGGAGAAGAGCCUUCCAAAGACCAAGAGGUGGAAUUGCAGACGAAGAAGAGCCUCCCAAAGACCAAGAGAAAAGGAAAGAAAGCAGGUGGAGUUUCAGAAGGAGAAGAGCCUUCCAAAGACCAAGAGGUGGAAUUGCAGACGAAGAAGAGCCUCCCAAAGACCAAGAGAAAAGGAAAGAAAGCAGGUGGAGUUUCAGAAGGAGAAGAGCCUUCCAAAGACCAAGAGGUGGAAUUGCAGACGAAGAAGAGCCUCCCAAAGACCAAGAGAAAAGGAAAGAAAGCAGGUGGAGUUUCAGAAGGAGAAGAGCCUUCCAAAGACCAAGAGGUGGAAUUGCAGACGAAGAAGAGCCUCCCAAAGACCAAGAGAAAAGGAAAGAAAGCAGGUGGAGUUUCAGAAGGAGAAGAGCCUUCCAAAGACCAAGAGGUGGAAUUGCAGACGAAGAAGAGCCUCCCAAAGACCAAGAGAAAAGGAAAGAAAGCAGGUGGAGUUUCAGAAGGAGAAGAGCCUUCCAAAGACCAAGAGGUGGAAUUGCAGACGAAGAAGAGCCUCCCAAAGACCAAGAGAAAAGGAAAGAAAGCAGGUGGAGUUUCAGAAGGAGAAGAGCCUUCCAAAGACCAAGAGGUGGAAUUGCAGACGAAGAAGAGCCUCCCAAAGACCAAGAGAAAAGGAAAGAAAGCAGGUGGAGUUUCAGAAGGAGAAGAGCCUUCCAAAGACCAAGAGGUGGAAUUGCAGACGAAGAAGAGCCUCCCAAAGACCAAGAGAAAAGGAAAGAAAGCAGGUGGAGUUUCAGAAGGAGAAGAGCCUUCCAAAGACCAAGAGGUGGAAUUGCAGACGAAGAAGAGCCUCCCAAAGACCAAGAGAAAAGGAAAGAAAGCAGGUGGAGUUUCAGAAGGAGAAGAGCCUUCCAAAGACCAAGAGGUGGAAUUGCAGACGAAGAAGAGCCUCCCAAAGACCAAGAGAAAAGGAAAGAAAGCAGGUGGAGUUUCAGAAGGAGAAGAGCCUUCCAAAGACCAAGAGGUGGAAUUGCAGACGAAGAAGAGCCUCCCAAAGACCAAGAGAAAAGGAAAGAAAGCAGGUGGAGUUUCAGAAGGAGAAGAGCCUUCCAAAGACCAAGAGGUGGAAUUGCAGACGAAGAAGAGCCUCCCAAAGACCAAGAGAAAAGGAAAGAAAGCAGGUGGAGUUUCAGAAGGAGAAGAGCCUUCCAAAGACCAAGAGGUGGAAUUGCAGACGAAGAAGAGCCUCCCAAAGACCAAGAGAAAAGGAAAGAAAGCAGGUGGAGUUUCAGAAGGAGAAGAGCCUUCCAAAGACCAAGAGGUGGAAUUGCAGACGAAGAAGAGCCUCCCAAAGACCAAGAGAAAAGGAAAGAAAGCAGGUGGAGUUUCAGAAGGAGAAGAGCCUUCCAAAGACCAAGAGGUGGAAUUGCAGACGAAGAAGAGCCUCCCAAAGACCAAGAGAAAAGGAAAGAAAGCAGGUGGAGUUUCAGAAGGAGAAGAGCCUUCCAAAGACCAAGAGGUGGAAUUGCAGACGAAGAAGAGCCUCCCAAAGACCAAGAGAAAAGGAAAGAAAGCAGGUGGAGUUUCAGAAGGAGAAGAGCCUUCCAAAGACCAAGAGGUGGAAUUGCAGACGAAGAAGAGCCUCCCAAAGACCAAGAGAAAAGGAAAGAAAGCAGGUGGAGUUUCAGAAGGAGAAGAGCCUUCCAAAGACCAAGAGGUGGAAUUGCAGACGAAGAAGAGCCUCCCAAAGACCAAGAGAAAAGGAAAGAAAGCAGGUGGAGUUUCAGAAGGAGAAGAGCCUUCCAAAGACCAAGAGGUGGAAUUGCAGACGAAGAAGAGCCUCCCAAAGACCAAGAGAAAAGGAAAGAAAGCAGGUGGAGUUUCAGAAGGAGAAGAGCCUUCCAAAGACCAAGAGGUGGAAUUGCAGACGAAGAAGAGCCUCCCAAAGACCAAGAGAAAAGGAAAGAAAGCAGGUGGAGUUUCAGAAGGAGAAGAGCCUUCCAAAGACCAAGAGGUGGAAUUGCAGACGAAGAAGAGCCUCCCAAAGACCAAGAGAAAAGGAAAGAAAGCAGGUGGAGUUUCAGAAGGAGAAGAGCCUUCCAAAGACCAAGAGGUGGAAUUGCAGACGACGAAGAGCCUCCCAAAGACCAAGAGAAAAGGAAAGAAAGCAGGUGGAAUUGCAGACGAAGAAGAGCCUCCCAAAGACCAAAAGAAAAGAAAGCAGGUGGAGUUUCAGAGCGAGAACAGCCUUCCAAAGACCAAGAGACGAAGAAGAGCCUCCCAAAGACCAAAAGAAAAGAAAGCAGAUGGAGUUUCAGAGGGAGAAGAGCCUUCCAAAGACCAAGAGGUUGAAUUGCAGACGAAGAAGAGCCUCCCAAAGACAAAGAGAAAAGAAAAGAAAGCUGGUGGAGUUUCAGAAGGAGAAGAGCCUUCCAAAGACCAAGAGGUGGAAUUGCAGACGAAGAAGAGCCUCACAAAACCAAAAGAAAAAAAAACAGGUGGAGUUUCAGAGGAAGAACAGCCUUCCAAAGACCAAGAGGUUGAAUUGCAGACGAAGAAGAGCCUCCCAAAGACAAAGAGAAAAGAAAAGAAAGCUGGUGGAGUUUCAGAAGGAGAAGAGCCUUCCAAAGACCAAGAGGUUGAAUUGCAGACGAAGAAGAGCCUUCCAAAGACCAAGAGAAAAGAAAAGAAAGCAGUGGAGUUUCAGAAGGAGAAGAGCCUUCCAAAGACCAAGAGGUGGAAUUGCAGACGAAGAAGAGCCUCCCAAAGACAAAAAGAAAAAAAAGCAGCUGGAGUUUCAGAGGGAGAAGAGCCUUCCAAAGACCAAGAGGUUGAAUUGCAGACGAAGAAGAGCCUUCCAAAGACCAAGAGAAAAGAAAAGAAAGCAGUGGAGUUUCAGAAGGAGAAGAGCCUUCCAAAGACCAAGAGGUUAGCCUUACCUUUUCUUCUUUGA
Ornithodoros turicata is the source of this 3507-nucleotide messenger RNA. RefSeq names its product trichohyalin-like. NCBI's taxonomy places the organism in Eukaryota, Metazoa, Arthropoda, Arachnida, Ixodida, Argasidae. The record is from RefSeq and is a predicted model, not a curated record. The transcript has 37 exons. The coding region runs from base 1 to 3507 and encodes 1168 amino acids.